Messenger RNA from Phaethon lepturus (White-tailed tropicbird), 1405 nucleotides. It is a transcript of the gene P4HA3, whose product is annotated as prolyl 4-hydroxylase, alpha polypeptide III. Lineage: Eukaryota; Metazoa; Chordata; Aves; Phaethontiformes; Phaethontidae. Gene Ontology annotation, biological process: peptidyl-proline hydroxylation to 4-hydroxy-L-proline. The record is from RefSeq and is a predicted model, not a curated record. Gene Ontology annotation, cellular component: endoplasmic reticulum. Gene Ontology annotation, molecular function: procollagen-proline 4-dioxygenase activity; protein binding; L-ascorbic acid binding.
GUUUUACGAGAAGGUCCAAGCACUGCACCAGGACCCCCAGGCCUCUGUGGACAACCCCUUGCUGGCCUUCAGCCUCAUCAAGCGUCUCCACUCCGACUGGCCCAACAUAGUCUACAGCGACGAGGCCACCGAGAACACCCAGGCACUCCAUGCCGGCUUCAAGGAGGUGGAGCAGGAGCUGCCUGGAGCCGAGGACCUGGACGGGGCUGCCCGGGCACUGAUGCGGCUGCAGGAUGUCUACGCACUCAGUGUCAAGGGCAUGGCCAAUGGUGUCUUCCAGCGAGCCGGCGCCAGCCAUCCACCCCUUUACAGCCCCAGCCGGCGCAUCUCGCUCUCCGCCGAUGACUGCUUCCACGUUGGCAAGGUGGCCUACGACACGGGCGACUACUACCACUCCAUCGCAUGGCUGGAGGAGGCCGUUGGCCUCUUCCGCCUCUCCUACGGCAGCUGGAACCCUGAGGACCGGAGCAGCCUGGAGGAUGCUCUGGACCAUCUCGCCUUCUCCUACUUCAUGGCUGGAAACAUCUCCCACGCCUUGAGCCUCUCCAGGGAGUUUCUCCACUAUGACCCCAGCAACCGAAGAGUGGCAAGGAACGUGGCCAAGUACGAGAAGCUGCUGGAGACGGGGUCGACGGCAAGCGCCGGAACCCUGCGGCGCCCCAACGACGCCUACGAGGAGCUGUGCCAGCGCCCAGUGGGGCAGGUGGCCCCGGAGCAGCUCCCGCACCUCAGCUGCUCCUAUGAGACCAACGGCAGCCCCUACCUCCUGCUCCAGCCUGCCAAGAAGGAGACGGUCCGGAUCCGGCCCUACGUGGCUUUGUACCACGAUUUCAUCAGUGAUGCCGAGGCUGAGACCAUCAAGGGGCUGGCGGGACCCUGGCUGCAGAGGUCCGUGGUCGCCUCUGGGGAGAAGCAGCAGAAAGCCGAGUACCGGAUAAGCAAGAGCGCCUGGCUGAAGGACACUGCCGACCCGGUGGUGCGGGCGUUGGAGCAGCGCAUCGCUGCUGUCACUGGCCUGGACCUGCGGCCACCCUACGCUGAGUACCUGCAGGUGGUCAACUAUGGGUUGGGAGGCCACUACGAGCCACACUUCGACCACGCCACGUCGAGGAAGAGCCCCCUUUACAGAAUGAAGUCAGGCAACAGGAUCGCCACGGUCAUGAUCUACUUGAGCGCAGUGGAGGCCGGCGGCUCCACCGCCUUCAUCUAUGCCAACUUCAGCGUGCCCGUGGUUAAGAACGCAGCUCUCUUCUGGUGGAACCUGCGGAGGAACGGGGAUGGUGACGGGGACACCCUGCAUGCCGGCUGCCCCGUCCUGGCUGGGGACAAGUGGGUGGCAAAUAAGUGGAUCCACGAGCAUGGGCAGGAGUUUCGGCGGCCGUGCAGCACCCACCCACGAGACUGA